Messenger RNA from Culex quinquefasciatus (southern house mosquito), 360 nucleotides. RefSeq lists its product as uncharacterized. The coding region runs from base 113 to 271 and encodes 52 amino acids. The record is from RefSeq and is a predicted model, not a curated record. Lineage: Eukaryota; Metazoa; Arthropoda; Insecta; Diptera; Culicidae. The transcript has 2 exons.
UGUCAAUUUUGACAGUUCAUUCACGCACGAGAAAAAUCUGCUUCAAAAUUUUGCUGCAAAGAUUUUCCAGUGAUUUUUGAAUAAAAGAAAAUACCUCUAUUCACCAUUUAAAAUGGCUCCAAAAAAGGGUGGCUUUAUGUCAUUCUUCAAGGAUAUCUACAACGACGAGUUCAAGUGGUCCCUCGUGAAGAGCGCAUCGUUAUUCAUUGUAGGAGUUCGAGUUGCGAAGGAGUGCGUCGGUCUGGAGCUGAUGCCGGCCAUUCCACAUUAAGUGCAUUGUUGAAAUUGAGCCAUUUUAGUUGAUAGAUUGCCCCAAUUGGAAGGAAUGAAAUAAAAUUGUUCUUUAGUGGUACCUCCUUG